Messenger RNA from Homalodisca vitripennis (glassy-winged sharpshooter), 2364 nucleotides. RefSeq names its product ankyrin repeat and zinc finger domain-containing protein 1-like. Gene Ontology annotation, molecular function: protein binding. The transcript is spliced from 12 exons. NCBI's taxonomy places the organism in Eukaryota, Metazoa, Arthropoda, Insecta, Hemiptera, Cicadellidae. The coding region runs from base 165 to 2201 and encodes 678 amino acids. The record is from RefSeq and is a predicted model, not a curated record.
GUAAGAAAUCAGCACACUCAGGCGCCGUGGCACGUUCCAUUGGUUUUUAAACACCAAUCAUCUGAUUCUGAAUCAUCGUUCAUCGAUCAAGUUCACUGAACUAGCAGAAGUCGUUGACGCUUUUGAGGUUAUUUCCCUAUAGACAUCUGAUCAAGGAAACUGCCAUGGCGAGUGAGACAAAGUCGGUCAACAUUACGUGCUCCAUCUUCGAUGAAGAGAAGUUCAACAAUGUAAUUAGAGAUAUUCAAGUCUCACAGUAUAUGAACAUGAAGCAAAUAUUGCCUCCAACAAAUGAGGAAGUGAAUCAGUUGAUCCAGGAAUUGAACGUGUCUGACCGGCUGUUCUGCUCCUUCUGCAAUGUCAGUUUCCCCGAUCAGGUGUGCCAACGGCGCCAUUAUAAGGAAGACUGGCACCGGUACAAUCUCAAGCAACAUCUUGCCAACCGUAAACUCGUCUCUGAGGAGAGGUUCUGCCAGAUUGCAGAAAAUGACGACAUGUCUAGCAUCUCAGGGUCAGAGUCAGACUCGGAGACCGACCUGAGCUCCGUGACAGAGACGGAAGGGCUAACAGAUGAGAGAGUGAGCCACCUGCUGGCGAGACGGGCUAAGAUAUUGUUUGAGAAUCAAGAAGGUCACAUGGUGUCGUUGUACCAAUGUCUGCUACACAACAAAAAGAGUGAGCCUACGUCCGAACAUCAGCUGGUGUCUCUGACUAAACAGCUACCAGCCAUGAAGAACUGGCUCAUCAUAAUGCUCGGAGGAGGACAUAUGGCAGCUGCUGUGUUUAACGGCCCAGAAGUCGUACGUCACAAGACGUUCCACAGUUACACCGUGCGAGCCAAGCAAGGUGGCUCCCAGAGUGGACGGGACAACACCGGUAAACACGCGAAAAGUGCCGGGGCCAGUCUCCGACGGUACAACGAGCAAACCCUCACUCAGCAUGUCCAAGACAUCCUGUCAGCUUGGGCACCAGAGGUGGCUGCUUGCCAGCUGAUCUUCUACCGCGCAGUGGGACCUUUCAACCGCAGCAUGCUGUUUGGCGGCAAAAGCCCUCCUCUAAACAAGGGGGAUCCUCGGCUGCGCACCGUACCUUUCCCCACGCGACGCGCGACCUUCAGCGAAGUGCAAAGAGUUCAUGGGCUACUAGCCACUGCCACUGUGUACGAGUCGAGUGACCUGUUCAAGUCGUGUUUGGUAUCCCCACGAAGAUGGCGCAAAGAGGAAGGUGAGGGUGGGACCUCAACAGAGAAGCCAGCUUCCCCACGGAGAUCCAUCGACCGAGCUAAGCCCCGUCCAUCCCCUGACCGAGCCCUGCCUGACAUUGUAUGUGCCCUGGCAGCCUUGGAGACCUCUGACAGUGAAUCAGAUGAAGAACCGCAUUCCAUGUUACACAAUAACCAGGAAAUUUCGUUCAACAAUUCGCUGAAAGAGUAUGAGGACACUGUGCCCAAAAAGGUGAAGAGAAGAAAAAAGAAGAAAGAGCAGCCACCAGAAAAAGAAUUGAGUGCAGAGGUGCGAAGUUUCCGACGGAAAGUAGCAACAGCGUGUGAGUCCGGCGACAAGACGCUGUUGGUGUUAUCGCUGCAGCAGGAGGGCUCUGUUAUUGAUGACAAGGAGAGGACGGAUGCGCUUAAUCAACAAACUCCGGACGGUGUAACACUGCUUCAACUUGCAGCACAAAACUCGUGGAAGGAUAUUGUCUGGAUCUUGUUGGAGAACGGAGCGGACCCUUCUGUGAAGGACAAGAAAGCGAUGACAGCUUACGAUUUUGCAUCUGACAAGGAGACUCGUAAUACUUUCCGUCGGUUCAUGGGAGAGUUUCCGGAUAAGUACGACUACACGAGGUCGCACAUUCCAAGUGCGCUGACGUCUGAGAGCGAGCAGCAGCAGGCUGAGAAGCGGAGAGAGAUGCGGAAAGCCAAACGACUAAAGGAACGGGAGAAACGGAUCGCUGAUGAGCCGCGAAGGCAGGAAGAGGCAGAGAAGAAACGCUUUUUGGAACUGAAUGACCGAGAGAAGAGGGCGCUGGCGGCAGAGCGAAGGAUGCUGGCGGCUGCUGGCAAGACAGGACUUGUGCUUACACGUUGUUACCUGUGUGCAGCUGACAUCACGGGCAAAGUUCCAUUCACUUACGAGAACUUCCUGUUCUGCAGUAUGCCCUGUCUCAAAGCCCACCGGAAAAAGUCCAGCCAUGUUCAGUAAAGAGCAAAGAAUGUUGGCAGCUACGGGCAAGACAGGACUUGUUGUUACCUGUUUGAAGCUGACAUUUCGGGUGAAGUUCCUUUCACUUAUGGCAGCAAAAAACAGAGGGUGGAAAGUUUGGUUGAAGAGUUUUUUUGUGAAAUAAAUAAAUUUAAGUUUGAUA